Messenger RNA from Boleophthalmus pectinirostris (great blue-spotted mudskipper), 1797 nucleotides. RefSeq lists its product as uncharacterized. Gene Ontology annotation, biological process: DNA integration. Gene Ontology annotation, molecular function: nucleic acid binding. The transcript has 2 exons. The coding region runs from base 243 to 1097 and encodes 284 amino acids. Lineage: Eukaryota; Metazoa; Chordata; Actinopteri; Gobiiformes; Gobiidae. The record is from RefSeq and is a predicted model, not a curated record.
AAGGGCUACACGGGGCGGCUGAUAAAACGCCUCUCACUGCUGACGACUACCAUGAGGCAGAGUUAGCUCUCCUGAGACAUGCCCAGACAGAGAGCUUCCCAGAAGAAGUGGCCCUGCUCAGAGCUGGUAAGCCCCUCUCUUCCACUAGCAGAUUACUAACAUUGUCUCCUGAAUAUGACAGAUCUUCCAGCCUGGUCCGUGUUGGUGGCAGACUUAGAAGAUGUGACACUCUGAACCCAGACAUGCUGCACCCCAUACUCCUGUCAGCCUCUCACCCAAUCUCCAAGCUCCUGAUUCAGCGCUACGAUAGCCAGCUGCACCACCCUGGAGCUGAGCGUGUGUUUGCAGAGCUGCGCCGGAAGUACUGGAUACUGAGGGGCCGAGAAGCAGUUAAGAAACACCAACAUACCUGUGUGGACUGCAGGAAGUGGAGAGGCACCCCUCAAGUGCCCAAAAUGGCUGACCUACCACCCUCCAGUCUGAGGCUCUUCAAACCGGCCUUUUAUUCUACAGGUGUCGACUGUUUCGGACCUAUGCUUGUGAAAAUAGGCCGACGCACUGAGAAGAGGUGGGGCAUUUUGUACAAGUGCCUCACUACACGAGCCAUUCACCUGGACCUCUUGCCCAACAUGGACACAGACUCAUUUCUGAUGUCACUCAGACGCUUCAUCGCUCGCAGAGGGAAACCCCAUGAGCUCCUCUCUGACCAGGGCACUAAUUUCAAAGGAGGAAGCAAGGAGCUGCAUGAAGCCUUUCUCGCUCUGGAACCUACUUUAAAGGAACAACUAGCAGCACAACAAAUUCGCUUCCGGUUUAAUCCACCCAACGCGCCACAUUUUGGUGGUUCAUGGGAGCGCGAGGUGAGAUCUGUGAAGAGCGCUCUCCGCACCACUCUAGGAGAUCAGUCAGUGCCAGAUGAGGUGCUGAGGACAGUCCUCAUUGAGGUAGAGGGAAUUCUCAACUCUCGGCCCCUGGGUUACGUGUCCUCUGACCUCGCUGACCCCGAUCCUGUCACACCUAACUGUUUGCUGAUGGGGCGGCCGGACUCAUCCCUUCCUCAGGUGGUUUAUCCUGAGUCAGCGCUGUUAAACCCGUAAAAGGUGGCGUCAUUCACAAGUUUUAGCGGAUCACUUCUGGAAGAACUUCAUUCGGCACUUCCUGCCCACAUUACAAUCACGGCAGAAGUGGCAGACAGAGAAAGACGACAUUACUGUGGGCACAGUCGUGCUCAUUGUGGACCAGCAGAUUCCCAGAGCUCUCUGGCAGGUGGGGACAGUAAAAGCUGUGAUUCCUGGAGCAGACGGCCGAGUGAGGACGGCUGUUGUUCAAGUAAAGGACCGGACCUACACUCGCCCAGUUGUUCGUCUCAUCAGGCUGCCAGCUUUACCCCAGGACAGUACAGUUACUUAGUGGUCAAAUUUGCAUAGCAAAUUUGGGGGCGGCUGUAUAAAAGACAUUUAGUCUUGUUAUAUAUUAGUUGUUGUUUGUUGUUAUACUCUUUCUCACCACAAGAGGGGUGCGCCUGCACACCGAGUGAGUCACGAACUCUUGAGUCAGUAUAGCGGCGUGACGGUCAGUGCAUCGGCUGUGUUUCGGACACUUUAAUGUCUGAAUGAUAGUGUGCGUCCUUUAGACAGAACCACACACACACACGUGUUUCAGCACGCAGACAUUAAAGAAACGUUCAACAUUACCUGGAUGUGGACUCCCUCAUUUUAACUCACCAGAACGUCUAUAAUUGCUGUCCUGACCCGACACCCUGUAGUGAUUGCUAGCCAGCACUCCAGUUUUCUCAUA